Purpureocillium lilacinum is the source of this 2193-nucleotide messenger RNA. RefSeq lists its product as uncharacterized. The record is from RefSeq and is a predicted model, not a curated record. Lineage: Eukaryota; Fungi; Ascomycota; Sordariomycetes; Hypocreales; Ophiocordycipitaceae. Gene Ontology annotation, molecular function: mRNA 3'-UTR binding; nuclease activity. Gene Ontology annotation, cellular component: nucleus.
AUGCCUUUUCUAAUCGAAGACUCCUGGAUCAAUGGCCAGGCCAGUACCAGCGAUAUUUCGGAGCUCGAGGACUGCGCCAUUGCCGUCGAUGCGUCCUAUUAUCUCAACCUUUUGCUCGACACUCCGCCCGCUCACGAGCCACUGCUGUCCGCCCUCGGCGGCUUGACCGGCAUCGAAGCUCACAUCAACGAGAACCUCGAUCAUUGGAGCAAGAACCGCAUCACGCCCUUCUUCAUCUUUGACGGACAGUCCAUCACCGGCCAAGACCAAGUAUCUCUCGCCCGCCGGCGCAGCGCGAACCAGAAGACCGACGAUGCGUGGAACCUAUACUCACAAUCCCAGGCCGAGCAGGCCGUGGCCACUUUUGGGGCCAACCCUGGCGCCUUUUGCGUUCGCAACCUAUACCCCUUGCUUCAGAACAUUCUGAAGAAGCGUGGCUUGCACUUCCUGGUGCCUCCUUACAAUGCUUGCGCACAGCUGGCGUACUUCGAGAUGAUCGACUCCGACCAAUGCGCUGGUGUGAUGGGCCCCCAGGAGCUCCUUCUCUACCCCGUCAAGGACUCCAUCAUCCGCAGCUUUGACUGGGAGGCCAAGACGGUGAGCUUUGUCUCAAAGAAGAAGGCCAUGACGGGUCUCGGCGUGGGCGAGCCCAUGUUCAUUGACGCGAUGCUCAUGACCGGUACCUCGUUUCUUCCGCCAUUCCCCCCUCUGCUCGACACCUCCAUGUACCAAAACGCAUUCACCGUCAUGGACGCUGUCAACAUGCUGCGCACCGCUGACAAGUCCAUUGCGACCGCUUGUGCCUCGUUCAACGACAUCUUGCAGGCCCAGGACCCCGCCUGGCUCGACAAAUAUCGCAAGUCGCGGAUGGCUGUGCAGCAUUUCAUCUACAUCGCCGAGAACGGCGAGGUCCGCGUCAACGACUUCGACAAGCUCACCAAGGACAACCACGAGUAUCUCGGUCUGCAGCUCCCCGCUGAGCUAUUCCACUAUCUCAACACGGGUCUCAUUGGCGCCAGAAACCUGAACUGUAUAACGCACGGCCAGAUCCUGAUGCAACCGACCCUAGAGGGAGGCGCCACCGACGAGUACAAGAAGCUUGUGACCGACAAGAUUCUGCCUCUGAAGGAGCAAGCUCUCGGCCUCAUCAUCCCCCGCGUCCACCGCGGCAUCGGCCACAAGGACAUCACUCUGCGUGUCUGGUUCGAUCCCAAGUUUGCCUACACGAUUAACCAUCGGGCGCUGCAGCCCCCACCGUCGCAGAAGGUCGGCUCAUGGGACGUCAAGGAGAGCGAUCUCCGCAAGUUCUUCCCGGCCGAUUUCGCGGGUCCCAUCUACCUGGAGGUGCUGGCUCUUGCCAACUCGGACUUUGUGGAACUGACCCUGGCCAAGGAGAAGUUCAUCAAGGGUAUUGACACGACGGAGAUGGUGACGUCGGUGGCCAUUUGGCGAUUCCUGCAUCUGAGGGGCUAUGUCAACGACGAACACAAGUUGACCAAGUGGGGCAAUGCGCUUGCCACGACACUGCUGGCGCUCAAGGAGGCAAACGAAAACCGGCCUGAGGUGCCCGGCCUCGACGAGGCCGCUCUGCUCGCCUUCGAGCUCAUCCGGCUCGGCGUCCUCACCGCCAAGUAUCGCGAAGAUGUUCCUGGCAUGCCGCGGAAGGGGACCGAAGAGGAAAAGUCGAGCCUCGUUCUCAUCAGUCAGUGCGCCACACUGCUGAAGCUGCGGCAUCAGGUUUACGGAUACACCGGGCCUCUUAACAAGGGCCUCUUGGCGUUCCGGUCGCUUUCCACCACGGUUCGAGAGGCGGACCGAGACCUGAUUGAGGCCAUUGUUGCCUCCAUGUUCAUGUACGGCCAGUGCAAGCGAGAGCGGGACGACUACUUGGAUAUCAGCCAGAGGCUUCCCUUCUUGCAGGAGCCUGACAUCGGCCUUGGCAUCGCGAUCCGAACCUUCUUCGACGAGGACGAAGCGGGCGACAGCAAGGAAGCGCGCGCCGCACGACUGGCCGAGUUUCCGAGAACGUUUGUGCCUUUCGCUGAGGCAUUGGCGGAUGACUUCCGGCUGUGCGCAGACUUCGUCGGAGCGCUCAACCAGGGAGUGCAGACUGUCGACAGCAUAGAGCUACCGGCCGCCGACAAGGCAGCCUGGGCCAAGGCCCAGCGGUACCUGGACGCAAGACCUUUUUGA